Molecule: messenger RNA, 770 nt
Organism: Sinocyclocheilus grahami
Lineage: Eukaryota; Metazoa; Chordata; Actinopteri; Cypriniformes; Cyprinidae
Gene: qdprb.1
Product: quinoid dihydropteridine reductase b, tandem duplicate 1
Exons: 5
Coding region: 28-321 (97 amino acids)
Biological process (GO): tetrahydrobiopterin biosynthetic process; L-phenylalanine catabolic process
Cellular component (GO): cytoplasm
Molecular function (GO): NADH binding; 6,7-dihydropteridine reductase activity; NADPH binding
Source: RefSeq, a predicted model, not a curated record
UCAUGUGCUUCUGAAGAAAGAAAUAGCAUGGCAGCUACAGAAGCCCCAAAAGUGAUUGUUUACGGUGGAAAAGGGGCUCUAGGAUCUGCAUGUGUGCAGUACUUCAGAGCUAAAAACUGGUGGGUUGCCUCUAUAGAUUUCAGUGCCAAUGAAGAAGCCAGUGCCAAUGUUACAGUUAAGAUGACUGAAUCCUUCACUGAGCAAGCCAACCAGGUAACAUCUGAUGUCAGUGAGCUGUUAGGUGAGGAUAAGGUUGAUGCCAUCUUGUGUGUGGCUGGAGGCUGGGCAGGCAGCAGUGCCAAGGCCUUAAACUCUGUAUAACAUUGCUGAUUUGAUGUGGAAGCAGAGUGUGUGGACCUCCAAGAUUUGCAGUCACCUAGCAACCAAACACCUGAGAGAGGGGGGGCUUCUCACACUGGCAGGGGCUUCUCACACUGGCAGGGGCUAAAGCAGCACUGGGUCCAACAGCAGGCUGUUCUAUAAGUGGACAACAGGAGAGAAUAGACCUCCUUCAGGUACUCUGAUGCAGUUGGUUACUGCAGACAGAAAAACGGAGACUACUCCGGUGUUAUGAUUAAUUUGAUGAUCACCAAACUCCUUUAAGCCAAGCCAAUAAUCCACUACUGUCUCUGCAUUAGUGAGGCUUUUUAUCAUAUUGCCUUUUUGUUUACAUGUAAACACCAAAGUACUGUAAGUUGUAGUUAUUGAAAAUUGGAUAAUUGCAUAAAAAUGUCAAAGAUUAUGUUUUGUAAAUGUGAUGGUAAAAAUAG